Chrysochloris asiatica (Cape golden mole) is the source of this 1413-nucleotide messenger RNA. RefSeq names its product MHC class I polypeptide-related sequence B (gene MICB). The coding region runs from base 1 to 1413 and encodes 470 amino acids. Gene Ontology annotation, cellular component: external side of plasma membrane. Gene Ontology annotation, biological process: antigen processing and presentation of endogenous peptide antigen via MHC class Ib; antigen processing and presentation of endogenous peptide antigen via MHC class I via ER pathway, TAP-independent; immune response. The transcript has 6 exons. The record is from RefSeq and is a predicted model, not a curated record. Lineage: Eukaryota; Metazoa; Chordata; Mammalia; Afrosoricida; Chrysochloridae. Gene Ontology annotation, molecular function: peptide antigen binding; signaling receptor binding.
AUGUCACCCACCCACCGGCAGCAGCGCUCGCCCACCCUCACUCCCUGCACCCCACUCCGCAGUCUUUGUUAUAGCACCACAGUGACAUCCCUGGAUGGAUCUGUGCAACCCCGAUUCCACACUGAGGGGCAUUUGGAUGAUAAGCUCUUCCUGUGCUAUGACAUUGAGAAAGGCCAGGCAGAGCCUUGUGGACCACGGACAGAAACCCAGCUGGCAGCUGAGACCUCAGAGACCAAAGACUUGACAGAUGUAGGAGAGGUGCUGAGAAUGACUCUGGCAGAAAUCUUAAGCUCUCAGGGCCAGAAAAAUGGUUUGCAUUCGUUCCAGGAGAAGCGGGGCUGUGAGAUGAAGGAAGAAAACCUUUCCAGGGGCUUCUGGAAUUACUCCUACGAUGGGGAGCCCUUCCUCUCCUAUGACCCAGAGAACCAGACAUGGACAGCACAAAGGUUCUCGGCUUUGAAAAUCAUGAAGGAGUGGGAUGCACACAGUGAUAAACACAAGGAUUACAUUUACCGUGUGCAGGGAUCUAUUUGUAGAAAAUUACAGAAAUACUUAAAAUCCGGCAAGAACUCCAAGGAGCAAACAGUGCCCCCAGCAGUGAAUGUAACCUGCACCAAGGCCAUAGAGGGCAACACCACCCUGAAUUGCUGUGCUUCUGGCUUCUAUCCUCCGAAAAUUUCAUUGACCUGGCUUCAGGAUGGGGAACCUAUGAACCAGUACUCCCAAGACUUCUCUGAUGGGAAUGGGACCUGUAUGUCCAUAACGGUUCCCCAAGGACAGGAACAGAGAUACCGCUGCCACUUGGAACACAACCAGAAGAACAGUACAUACUGUGUCACCUGUGGGUCCGAGCGGAGUGUGGCUGCAGCGGCGGCGUGGAGAUCUGGGUUCCGGGUGAGGAGUCGCUACUUGGGGGGAAGGAGGCGGAGUAGGAAGGGAGAAGCGGAGCGCCCGCCAGAGGACGGAAGGAGGCGAAGCCGAACGACACUGGGAGCCGGCCCAGCGGCUGCGGAACGAGAGCCCAGCGCACUGAGGCAGGGAGGCCGCGAGCCCGCCCGCCUCUGCGCCUCCUGCUGUGCCCGCCCUCGCCCCGCCCGCUCGCCGCCUCCCCUACCCGAGUGGAGACCAACUACGGUGGUGGGCACGCCGGCCACAAACACCCACCACCGCCCGCCCACGAUCGAGCUGCAGCCACUCAUCCCCGACGACCAGGAGGUGAUCCUGGAGCAGAAGCGCGAGGAGGUGGUGGGCGGCGACGACUCGGAGGACCAGAUGGUGAUCAGAGCGCCGGUGCCGGCCCGCAGCAAUAAUGAUGCGCGUCAGAAGCGGCGGCUGGUGGUGGCCUCAUCUCGAAGGGCAACGGCUUGGAGAGUUAUUUGGGCGGUAGGGCCGUGGUGGCGUCUACCCAGCUAA